Pimephales promelas (fathead minnow) is the source of this 3066-nucleotide messenger RNA. Lineage: Eukaryota; Metazoa; Chordata; Actinopteri; Cypriniformes; Leuciscidae. The record is from RefSeq and is a predicted model, not a curated record.
CCAACAGAAGAACAUAAAUUCACUCAAGUGUGUCUUAAUUUGUGACUGUACAUUUUUCGUUGUGCAUCAUAUUUCCUCAUAUAUCGAAAAAUCGAAUCAAAAGCAUGUGAUGUUCUGAUCAGUUCACUGCUUUUCUGCUCUCUUUAAUUUUCUCUUUUUUCUUUUCUCUCACUCACUUUCUCUCUCUCUCCUUCCCCCUCCGCUGCACAGCUGUACUGGCAGACACACAUAUUCUCUCCGUUUCUCUAUCAACAUUGUGCUUCCUCAGUUUUUCACUCUAUGUUUUUUUGUCGCUCCAGUUUUUCUGCGCUGAAAGCUCAUCGUCCUUCUAUAGAUUAUUCUUCUCAUUCACCCUCUCCAUUCUACAUCUCCAUCUUUUUUAAUAACCUUUUCAUCUUUUUUCAUUUGUGCUCAUCCUUUCCCAUCCCUUUUUUUCUCUUCCCUCUUUCUUGUCUUCAUCCUGGUCUCAUCUCCACUUCACUGCCUGUUAUUUUUCUCUUCUGGUCUUUCUUCAAUGGAGGCUGAGGCUCUUUACAGUUUCAGAGCGAGUGAAUGUGAUGAACUCAGUUUCCAGAAGGGUGACAUCCUGAAGGUGACAAACAUGGACGACGAUCCAAACUGGUACACAGCUGAGCUGUUGGGUAGGCGGGGCUAUGUACCGAAGAACUAUAUCAAUGUAAGACCUCACACGUGGUUUGUGGGUGGAAUAUCACGGCAGGCCGCAGAAAACCGCCUGAGACCGCUGGAGUGUGGAGCGUUCCUCAUUAGGGAGAGCGAGAGCACACCGGGAGAGUUCUCUGUGUCUGUCAGUUACGGGGACCAUGUGCAGCACUUUAGGGUUUUGAAGGAUGGAUUAGGGCAGUACUUCAUAUGGGAUGAAGUCUUCAGCUCCCUCAACCAGCUAGUGGACUUCUACAGAAUCAACAGCAUUGCCAAAGAGAGGACCGUCUUCCUGCAAGAGCCCGAGGGAUCAUUAGCUAGGCCACGCCAUGCCCAUGCUCUCUUCGACUUCACAUCUCAUCAUGCGACUCAUCUACGUUUCCUGCGCGGUGAUGUCAUUGAUGUGCUGGACUGUUCGGACGCUCAGUGCUGGAGGGGGCGAUGCCGGGGAAGAGUGGGCGUUUUCCCACCAGAGUAUGUGCAGCCAAUUUACCACUGAACUGUCCUGUACAGAUAAGACUUACUCAUCCAUUACACACACUCUCCAUAAAUCUGAAGGGGAACAAAGUCCAAUGCAUCAAUGUUUGGUGUAUCAGGUGAUUAAGGUUUGAAUUAAACUUAUGUGUCAUGGUCAGCAUUUGCCCAUCAAUCUCUUUGUAAAUCAUUCUUAGCAAAUCAGGAAGCAAUUCUAACUUGUCAACAAACCAGUUUUGUAACACCCUUAAGGAUUAUAACAGUUGACUAUUGAGUGACAUUUACUCGCUGAUCAGCCAUCAUCUGAGCUUCCUAUCUAUUCUUCUUUCAAAUACUUUCAAAUGGAAGGAGUUUUAUUGCUCUCAAUUCAUGAUUUUAAUUGAUAGACAUAAAAAACACAUUGUCAUUUUGCUCACACCUACUAUAUUAUUUCCUCUUUUAAAGUGAACAUUCAUAUUAAAGUUGUACAAACUUGGAAAAUGUUCUUUCUCUUUUUCUUAGAAACAUACUUUAAUGGCAAUUUUUGUGAUUUAAAAAAUCCAAUCCUAGAUUGAUAUUCAGAGACAACAUUAAAUAAUUAGCAAAUUGAUUUCUUUGUAAACACUGUGGCUUUGUGGUGCUAUAAAAACAUUUGCUCAACCAAUGGCUUGUAACAAUAUAUAUAUAUAUAUAUCAUCAUAUCUUUCUUUGAUUUCCAACAUCAUAUCUUAACAAAUCAUGGAUAAAACUAACAAAAAUAUAUAUAUUUUUUUUGUUAAAUAGGCCACUGGAGAUAAUUAUAAAACUGCAUUAGAUAUGCAAAAAAAUAUAUGUAUUUUUUACAUUAAAUGGAUUUAAGUUUUUCUGUACCAGAAAAGAGAGGGUUAUUGGAUUGUUUUCAGUCUAUGUCUGUUCAGGAAGACCUCUGACUGAUGUUCCAAUGGAAAGCAAACGUUGGAUCCACCCAUGCCAUGUGAAAACAUUUGGGAUUCUAUGCUGUUAACGUGAUCACCAUAAAAAUAAGCAAUAAUAAGAUAAUAUUAUUUUCAGAGUGACCAUAAUUUAAGUAACUCUUUCUCUACUGAUCAGUUUAUGUAUUAAAAGCAAUAUAAUUUAAUUUACAUUGACAUGUAUGGUGUGUGAAAUGAAAGUUUAAAUCUUAUUUUUCUCUUUAAGCUGCAACUGCUGUUCAUUGAUAUGCAAAAUAGUAUAUAUUAGCAAGCUUUGCUGCAGUGUUAACGGUCUGAUGUACUGUGAUAAAAUAUGAGUCAACCAAACUGCUAACACGUAUUUACACCUAAUAAUUGCUUGCACGCAUUGAACACAUGAUAAAUAACUGUAAUGAUAACUGAUGAUAACUGUAUAAGUUUUGUAGAAAUACAGCAAUCAGGUGUAAUACAUAAAAAAAAUUAAGGAUGUAUUUCAUGAGCAGAUAUGGUCUCUAUGACCUUUCAACUCAAGGAAAAAAAUAAACUUUUAUCUAGAAAAAACUCAUUUUUUCUUGCCGUUCACAUUUAUAUUCUAUAAAGGAGUUUUAAAACCCUUAAAUUAGAUCAUCCAUCCAUCUGUAUGUCUACGAUUCAUUCCCACACAAACACUCCAAACCCAACACACUAGGUUUACACAUUGCUUCAUAAUUUUAAUGUAUCAAUUAUUAAUUUGCACAUUAACAAUAAAACAAUAUAAAUUAAGAGAAAACAAAAAAAGUUAAAUAGACAAUCACAAAUAUUCAAGUUAAUGUUUCAUUAUUUUCAGUUCUUAAAAUCAUUGACAAACUGUUCUUACAACCAUAUAAUAUAGGCUAUUCUCACGCUAUUGUUGAAAUGAUUAUUAAGACACAAAUUACACAGUCAUUGAUGUGCUGUACAGAAAAUUGCAGUUUAAUCACUGUUCAUUCAUUACAGAGAAGAAAUACUGCAGUUAAACUUACACCCAUUUCUUUGGGAGUAUUUA